Aphis gossypii (cotton aphid) is the source of this 6601-nucleotide messenger RNA. Its product is annotated as piggyBac transposable element-derived protein 4-like. The transcript has 3 exons. The record is from RefSeq and is a predicted model, not a curated record. Lineage: Eukaryota; Metazoa; Arthropoda; Insecta; Hemiptera; Aphididae. Bases 1272 to 2903 code for a protein of 543 amino acids.
CAUUUGUCUCGCGUAUGGUUAAUAAAUAAUAUCUUCUAACCGUGACGACUACACAAAUAGUAGAGCUGUAAUUUUCAAUCGGGGGCCAGUGUACAGAGAGUGGAGAUGAGGCAUGCCGAUGACUGAAGAGCGACCACCACAUGUACAUAUGUAUUAGGUAUAUAUUUAUAUACACGGCAAGACGUUCGAGAUUAGUGACGACGAGGACGACGCCGAGCGCAUAACCGAACCGUCGCGAACGCCGAACACAUCAAAAUGAGUGAGUACCCGUCGUGCUUCUAUUGCAUCUCCUCAUCGCCAGUGUAACGUACGGAUGAUACAUUUUCCGUGCACUAGUACGUUAUAUGUUUUUCUUAUUGGUAAUUUGUUAACCUACGGUAACAGUCGAUUUUUAUUUUGUGAUUUCUGGUUAUUGCUUUUGUCCGCUAUGUCCACGAAUCACCUUACCACGGUGAUUGUAAAUGAUGGUGUUUUUAUUUUGCACAUUUUGGAAAAAAUGCAUAUUAUUGCAUAAUAUGUUGACUAUAAAAAUUCGAAGAAUACAAUUUUUAUAGUAUAUAUCUGUUUAGUUACCAAACAUUUUUACGUCAUGUGAUGUCGAAGGGAGUUUUAGUAAAUAUAAGAAUAUAUUGGGGUCUAAUAGAAGAUCAUUCAGUUUUGAAAAAAUAUAAAACAUUAUGUAAUUAUUUCUUGUAAUAUAUUUAAACAGCGUUAGUAGUUAACACGUUGGCUACCAGACCUAUUUUCAAAAAUCUAAUCGUGUGUACCAUGAGAGUCACUGGUGUCUCUCACACGGACUUUGUUAGUGUACCAAUAGAAAUUUCAAAUAACUUUCUCUGUGUACCGAGUCCAUAUCUUUGAAACUAAAAAUCUUACAAAAAAAUGUUCUAUAUAAAUAAUUUUCUAAAUAACAGUUAGAUCACGAUUAUCCAUUUUUUUUCAUGAGAAGCACCGGUGAUACUCAUGGUACCUAGUUAAUAUAAUUAAGUGUAUUAUGCGUUGAGUAUCACUGGUGACUCUCGAUUUCUUUUUUUAUUUAUUAGUGAUAAUUUGCCAGUAUCUAGUCAAUAAUAAUUAAGUUUUGUAAGCAAUUCAUAGAUAAUAAAUAUUACCUACAUAACAACAUAGAUAUUAUCCUUUUAAUGCUAUGGUUACUGGUUAGGUACAUGAUAAUAUAAUAUCACUAUAAUAUAUUAUAUUAAUUAUUAUUGCAAAUCGCAAUAAAAAUUAUAGUUUUUUAACGACUAAAAUUUAGUCAUUUAAUAAGCAUAAUGGACUCUGAUGGUAUUCUUUCUGCUCUGGAUGACUCUGAUUUUGAAGACUCAGGUAGUGAGUACAGUCCAAGUGACGUUUUAUACGAAUCAGAUUCUGAUGAGAGUAUUAGUGUAGAACCAGAUACUGAAAAUACCCAAAAUUUAGCUCAACAGGAAAAUAGUAUCAUAUCUGAUGAAUGGUUUAAUGUUACAGGAGAUUUUCGAAAAAAUAUUAUUUUUACUGGAGACAAUGGUAUCAAAUGUAACAUUGACCAAGAAUCUAAACCUAUUGAUAUUUUUAACCUAUUUUUGAAUGAUGAAGUAUUGAAUUUGAUUGUAACUGAGACAAACAGGCAAGCUAAAAGGUACAAAAGACAAUGGAUAGACACAGACAGUUUAGAAAUUAAAAAAUUUUUAAGUAUUGUAAUGUACACAGGUAUGGUUGGUUAUCCUAAGAUAUCUGACUACUGGAGUCAACAAACUUUUUACAUAAAUAGUUAUGUACCAAAAAUUAUGGCUCGUAAUCGUUUUCAGUCAUUGCUUAGAUUUUUUCAUAUUUCUAAUAAUGAUUAUAAUCCAGGGAAUAGGUUAGGAAAAAUUCAACCUUUAGUUGAUUUAUUAAAUAAUUCAUUUAAACAAAGCAAAGUCACAGCAGAAAAUGUAGUCAUUGAUGAAACAUUAGUACCAUUUAGGGGUCGCAUUGUAUUCAGGCAAUAUAUUCCAAAUAAAGCAGCAAGAUAUGGAAUUAAAUUAUAUAAAUUAUGUGACAACAUAGGUUAUACAUAUAACUUAAGUGUGUACAGUGGUAAAGAUACUAACAGAUCUAAUAGUAAUAUUUCUUGUGCUGGUAAAGUUGUUCUGUCAUUAAUGGAAAAUUAUUUAAAUGAAGGAAGAACUUUAAUAGUAGAUAAUUUUUACACAGGUCUUCAUAUUGCUCACAUUUUAUUAGACAAUAAUACUCAUAUAGUAGGUACCCUUAGGAAAAAUGUUAAGUUUUGUCCUAAGGAUGUUUUAAAUGCAAAACUGAGAGUAGGUGAAAUAAAAGGAAAAGAAAAUGAAAAAGGUGUUGUUGUCAGUAUAUGGAAGGAUAAAAGAGAUGUAAGAUUUUUGUCAACAAGACAUGGAAUUGAAAUGUUAAAUACUGGGAAAAAAAAUAGAAAAGGUGAAGAAAUUAAAAAACCAGAAGCAGUUAUAUUUUAUAAUAAAAACAAGCAAGGUAUUGAUAUUUCUGAUCAAAUGGCAAGUUACUAUACCCCAUUAAGAAAAACUAUAAGGUGGUACCAUAAACUAGCCUUUCACUUAUUGUUAGGUACAGCAGUGGUUAAUUCUUUAAUUUUAUACAAAGAAGUAUCUGGUAAGAAUAUUCAAAUAUCUGAAUUCAUUCAAAAUAUUAGUCAAGAGUUGAGUCAGCUGAGUGACAUAAGUACACCAUCUUCACAAACUAAAAAACAUUAUUUAGUUGAAGGAUCAGAAGUCAAUAAUGGCAAUAGGAAAAAACGCCGUAGAUGUGGUAAAUGCUAUAUCAAUUUGAGUAAAGUAUUUGGGAGAGAAGAGGCACAAAAAAAAUGUAAGCAAGUAUAUACUUAUUGCUCUACAUGUGAAGACAAACCAUACCUGUGUUUAGAACAUUUUCAAAAGAAUCAUAAAUAAUCUUACAUUGUUAGUUAUUAUGUUGUUUCAAUUUAUUAUAUAGCACUAAAAGUUAUAGUGUUUUCCAUAAUUAUUUUAUGUUGUUUUAUUAUACUUUUUAUGAACUGUUAACUAUACACAAAGAAUAGUAUUUAUUUUAAUGUUACUUCAAGUCAUUUAAUAUUUUUUUUUUGUUAAUUUUGUUUGUAGUUUGAUCAUUACUUGAGAAAGAAGUGUUAUUUUAUUUUAUUUGAAUACAAAAAAAAAUUUUUCUUUUAAUUUGUUUUCUUGAUUUUGAGAGUCACUGGUGAUACCCCAAGUGAAUCAUAUAAUGAUAACACACUUAACAAUAAUUUAGUCCAAGAAUUAUUGAGAACAGCUGUUUGGAUUUGCCAGUGUGACCACGUAAAGUGGAAAAUAUGUGAGAGUCACAGGUAACUCACAUGGUAUAUCGAGAAUCGUGCAACGUGAGACACCCGUGACUCCUAUGGUGUAUGAGAGAAGUUCUUUCUUAUCGCGUCUGGUACGCUAGGAUAGUGCAUGUGAGAGUCGCCCGUGAUCUUCAUGGUAGCCAACGUGUUAAGAAUAAUGUUUUAUUAACUCGAAGACGUAUGAAUUUUUUUUUUUGUUUGUUUAUUUCAUAUUUUUUGGUAUCUUCAUAUAACAUUAAUUGCAUAUUUUUGCAUAUUCUAAGUAAGCCAAAUGCAUAUUUAACAUUUUUUAUUGCAUAUAAAUUCAGUCCUAGCUGUUUCCAAUACCUUUAUGAUGGUUAGGAAUAAUAUAUUAUUAUGAUUGACAAAAUAGGUACUGUGCAUAAUGUUUAAAUACGUUAUCGAUGAUUGUACAUAUUAUUUUCUGGAAUUUUCUAAAAACCAAUUAAAAAAAAAACGUCAACAUUUUAGAUUCUGAAUGAAGUGAUGAGUGAUGAAUGUAUUGAUUUUAUAAUAAUGUGUUUUUUUUUUUGUUUUUGUGUCUGUAUACAACAUAAUUUGUCGAAAUAAUGCUUCAAUUUCAAACUUCGGAAAGAAAAAGUGACUGAAAAACGAGAAUUAUUACGGAAAACCAGUUUUUGACAAAAUCGAUUUCUUUAUUAAAAGCUCAAAAACUUAUCACUGUAAAUAUUUGAAAUUUCCACCAAGUGUUUAUAUUAGCGUUAUCUAUACACUGUUACAUUUUCAAAAUAUUUAUGCUUUUAUUGAGCUAUUUGUAGACAACUGAAAGUUUCAAAUUUUCAGAGUUUUUUUUUUGAAGUGUCCAUAAAAAAAUGUCGGGUGCCCAAAAAAAUUUGAAAAUAUAAUACAAAAUUUCUUGUAAAUCGUUCUUAUUGUAGUAUAGUAAUGGGGGCGAUCCAAACAGCACAUGUGUGUAUUGUUUGUAUACAUAGGUCGGCGAUACUUCAACGUUUUGUGUGCGCUUGCAGACCUGUGACCGCCGAAACAAAUGUACUGAUAUAUACAGUACGACAGUGGUGUGGUGAUAUUGGUUAACCACUAGUGGCGCAACCAGGGUUUAUUCAAGGGGGGGUCCAGGAAAAUUUUUUAUUUAUUAUAUAUUGUUUUUCUGUUUUUCUGCAGGGUAACUUUAAAAAUAUGAAAUAAAAAUAAACACUAUGGCAUAAGCCAAGGGGGGGGGGCGAGUCUGGACCCGGGGUCCACUCCCCUGGGUUCACCACUGUUAACCACUCACGUGAUUUAGGGCCAAGGUGUGGUGAUGUCACCGUGAGACGGCGAUCCGACGACGGUGGAGACUGGUGUACGGGACGAUUAAUUGCUCGGAAUAAAAAACGUCAACAGUGUCGUGCUUUCACGGGUCACUGUGCAGCCGGUGCAUGUCCGCGAUCGGAUUUACAGACAUGACCGACGACGGUGCGAUGAUUAUACGCGGUACCCGUGCGGCGCCAUACGGUCCGCCGACCGACCUCUUUUACUCCUCGAAAUCCCUUCGCCGGUGAUCACCACAACACUCUGUCAUCAUAAGCGUUACACUAUAUACAUUGGCUAGCCGAACGGCGGUCGAAACGCGCGCGUCACACUCGCGCUUCAUCGUCUAAUCGUCAUUAGCAAGCGGCCCGCUUCGUGAUUGCGUUUACUGAUGCGUCUGUCACGAUCAACAGAAGCGUCGAUAAAAAAAGCGUAUUCCGGUGUAGUACGCGUAUACGCGCUCGUCCGCUUAUCAUCCGCGACGUUGCCGCUGGAGCCUAUGAUAACAGGUACGUCGGACGAGGCCCGUUUGUGGUCAUGUACCUAUAUACUGUACCAUCGUCGUGUCGCGACACGCCGGCCAUAUCGCUGAAUUGGCGAAUGGUAUUUUGUCGCUUCGCGUUAGGUCUAUAACAAUAUGAUAUUCGCCGGUUUUUCGUCCACGCUGUCGCUGCUCGUACGCACCUAACGCGGCCCUUUUUUUUAUGUUUGUUUCCUAUUCGUCCACCAUGGUCUACGUAUAUAUUAUUAUAUAAACGGCUUCGAGCCGGGUAAGACUACAUAGCUUAUACCUACUUUUGUACAUAUCGUUUUGAUUUAUUUAAAUUAUUAAUAUCAUAGACCUUAUAAGAUCUAUGAUUAUUAUACAUAAACGAAUCACACGAGUAUCUGGGAUACAUAGUAUAUUAUGUCAUAUGCAUAAAUAUGUAUAGUAUAUUAUUAGUAUAUACUAUAUUAUAUAAUAUAUUAUACCUAAUAUGGUGUUUUUACUGUUUUACGGUAUAAAGUGGUACCUAUAUUGACUCAAAAGUUGAAAAAUAUAAUAUGAAACAAAAUAUAUUUAUUAUUGUUAUAAUAAUUAAAUAUCAAUAAUAUAAAUAGUGUAAUAAAUACUGCAGCGUUUUCGAAAAAAUUGAAUCAACGUACCAUAAUUAUACUAAUAUUGUAAAUAUAAAAAAUAUAUCAUUAAAUGUAUUUAAUGGGAUAGGCUAACAAACUAUCAACUCCGUUCAUAAUAAUUAUUGUUCGUACACAAUGACAUAUUAUAAUUUAAUACAAAUUAUAUUGCAGUGACCCACUCAAUAUUAGGUUAUUAAACAGUUGAGCUGCAGAACAAUACCCACUUGUUCACAUUUUUAAAAAAUUAUCAGCUAUUCUGAUUUGACCUCUCAAUAAUCAUUUUAAUUAACUUUUUAUUGUUAAUACAUUUUUAAGUUUAAAAAUUAAAUUAGAAUAUGCGGUUUACAGCUACAUAAUUUUAUUUGAAUUUUUUUUAACAUGCAAUGUACGGGUAUGUUUGUAGGUAAAUUUUUGAUAUUUUGUUAUAAUUUAGAACUAAUACCUACCUGUAGAGACAUUUUCACUAAAAUGUUUAAAUUAUAAUUUCCAAUUCAUGCUGUAUUUUUUUUUAAAUUUUUACUAUUUUUCUUAAACUUUUAAUUAUUCCUAGUUUUUUUUCUAUACAUUUCAAUCAAAAAUGUUUCACUGAGUCAUAAAGCUUGAAAGUUUGACACUAAGGUUUUUAUAUGUUCUAAUUAUAUUUAUUUUAAAAUGUAAACCAUACAUAUUUAUAAUUUUUGUUUAUAAGCAUUUUAAGUUUAAAUAUCAACAUUAUUCGUUAAAAUCACAAACAUUUGCUAAUAAAUUCGUAAUUAAAAAUAAUUCAAAAUUGAAAAUUGAAUUCAGGGUUUUUUAUAAGUAAUUUAUAUAACGUAAUUAAAAAUCUUAAAAACACAUAAGCAUUGUUUUUUAUAGAUAAUUUAUGUUUAUAUUUGGACGAAAUUAGAUAUUUCAUGAAGU